GCUAGGUUAUAUCUAUAGAAAACCACAUGAGCAUAAAAAAAUUGUCCAAUAAAUAAGACAAAUGAAAAUAGUAUUUAACAAUUAAAUAAAUAAAUCAAAAAUUUACUUUUGUUAAUAGAAAAAUGUGGCCAAGAUUAAUACUGUCAAAGUCUGAAGGAGUACACUUGAGUCUCAUCAAUUGGAGCAGGUAUGUUGUGUCAAAAAAAUAUUCAACUAAAUUACCAGAAGAACCAACAAGUAAUUCUAAAAAUCCAGAUGAACCACCAAGUAAUUUAAAAAGCCAAGAAGAAAAUAAAAUAACAGAUUUAUUAGAUAAUUCAGCAAGUUAUAAUGAAGCAGCAGAUACAAGUUGGAAAACAUCACCAUAUCCAGAUGGUGCAAUAUUACCAAGUGAACAACCAAAACGUCCUAGACAAGAUCCACAAGAAACAAGUAUUGUUUUAUUUCCUGGACAAGGAACAAUUAAAGUUGGACAAGUUAAAGAUUAUUUACAUUUUCCACGUGUUACUGAAUUAUUUAAAGUAGCUAAUGAUGCAUUGGGUUAUGAUUUGUUAGAUAUAUGUUUAAAUGGUCCACAAGAAAAGUUAAAUAGAUGUGAAUAUAAUCAACCAGCAACAACAGCAAUAUCAUUAGCAGCUAUUGAAAAAUUACGUGAAGAAAGACCAACAUCAAUUGAAGGAUGUAAAACAGUUGCUGGUUAUAGUAUUGGUGAAAUACCAGCAUUAGUAUUUGCUGGUGGUUUAUCAUUUGAAGAUGGUAUUAGACUUGCUGGUGUUAGAGGUGCUGCAAUGCAACAAGCAUGUGAUUUAAAUAAACAAGCAAUGAUAUCUGUAUUUAUAAAAGCUGGUUCUAGCUUAAAAAAAAUAUGUGAACCAUCAAUUAAGUAUGCUGAAGAAUUGGGUGUUGCUGAUCCAAUUUGCAGAGUAGCUAUUUUUGUUUGUCCACAAACUAAAAUAAUUGCUGGACAUGAAGAAGCCAUUGAAUACAUUGAAAAAAAUAGGAGAGAACUUCGUCUUAUUCGUGUUAAACGUUUACCAGUAUCUGGUGCAUUUCAUACAGCGUUAAUGGAACCAGCUGUUGAUACAUUUAAAAAAGCACUCAGUACUGUUGAAAUAAAUCCACUUAGACUACAAGUUUUUUCAAAUGUCAAGGGAAAACCUUAUUUAACACCUGAGGAGAUUAAAAAAUUGUUAGUUAAACAGUUGACAAGACCAGUUAGAUGGGAACAAAUAUUACAGCAUCUUUAUGCUAGACCAGAUGGUGAAAAUUUUCCAAGGACUUUUGAUGUUGCUUCAAAUGGUUCCUUAAAAGCAAUGCUUACAAGGGUUAAUUUAAAAGCAGCAAAUUCUUGUAUAACUGCAUAAUUAUUAUUUAUAAUUAUUUUUUUAAUAAGGUAUGUUGAAAUGUUUUUUUAUAAUGAUUUAUAAAAUAAAAAAUAUAUUUCUUAUUAAAAAAC
Aphidius gifuensis is the source of this 1456-nucleotide messenger RNA. Its product is annotated as probable malonyl-CoA-acyl carrier protein transacylase, mitochondrial. The coding region runs from base 123 to 1364 and encodes 413 amino acids. Lineage: Eukaryota; Metazoa; Arthropoda; Insecta; Hymenoptera; Braconidae. Gene Ontology annotation, molecular function: transferase activity. The record is from RefSeq and is a predicted model, not a curated record. The transcript has 2 exons.